GCCGCUGGUUACGCGAGCAAACAGACGGCAACUCUCUGUAAUACUGCUGCAUCGCUUUCGUCCUCUCCAUGCCUUCUACUGUUAUGGACCACUUUUGAACACAGAUGAUGAAACAACUGUAUCCAAGCGACUGAUGUCGGUUCUCGUUUGGUGGCGCGCGCAUCAUCACCACGAUGGACAGGGCUACUGUAUGCCGUUGAACGAACGCAGGACGUUUUCCUUCGUCCGUUCUCAACAACCUGACGCGGACCCGCCGCCUGUUGUGCCUCGCGACGGGAACUGUAUGUUGUUGAACAUGAUCUGCUGUUUUCUAUGUUUCUGCCUUGUCUUUUGUUUCAACGAAACAUCGUUCCAUAUAUGAGCACGGAUAUGUGUGUGUGAAUGUGUACGGUUGCCUCGAAGUGAGGAAUAAACGUCGCGCUAAGCUUCUGUUGCUACACAAUACCAUCGUCGGUUGUAUGACCUACGUCGAUUGACCAUCGAAAUCUGCAAACUGAAAAUGAACCUCUUUGAAAACUUAAGAAAGUUCUUGACAGCGAUACUUUCAGUGGUAUCGCGGACACCGACCAACGGUGAGCGCAAUGUGACAUCGGUAGACUCUGGCAUAAAUAUGGCAAUCGGCAAUUCAACUAUGGAAGAUAAUCUUGUUUAUGUGGAUCAAUUCCAGAAGCCUUCGAUAGACAUCGACGGAUGUGACCCAUUUUGCGCCGAUGAGAAGCACCCGUUGCCCGAUGAGGUGCAAAUAGAUGUCCUUAUGAAAAAUAUGCCUUUUCUCAAGACGUUUUAUCAAAAGCGAAAACCAGAACUUGCUACCUACACCCCUGGGGUCACCGCAGUUCUACGCGACGAAGACCACUAUAUUCCAUUAUGUGACUCACUCAAAAGGGACUAUAUGCCAAAAGCCGCAAAGGACGUGUAUGGAGUGAAACACUUUUUACUGAAUCCAGACAGCGGCGACUAUCAACAGCUUGUGGAGACUGAGCACUGCAGGGACACCGGCGCAGCAUGCCCAGCCCUCGUCCCGUACUCGCUUCCGAACCAGCGUAGUAUAUGUAGAACCCAUUUUUUCAAAAGGGGGCUAACGGCAAUCAACACGUCGUCACUGGAGCCGUACGAGAUCGUCGUGAAAAUUCCCUCAGGAUGCAACUGUUUUGUGCGACACUCCAUAUCCUCUGACCUGUACAAAGGCAACCCCUGAGAAAAAUCACCACCUAUAAUCAGAAUUAGUCUUUGUUUACGUUACUUGCUCAAUUUUAACAUGUUCAUUUUAGGCAUAGACAAAUAGAAGAAUGUCAGGUUGCUAAUGUUAUGCUGAUUAUUGUCGGUUAUACAACACAAGAUGGCUGCUACACAAAGUAAAAACCAUUUUGUCUCUAUUCAACAUUCACUAGCUUUGUUUUAUAGUUUUCAAGAUAAUUUCAACUAUAUAUACAAAGUACAGGGCAAUUAAUAAAAGCAUCAAGAGUAUUUUUGA
Molecule: messenger RNA, 1474 nt
Organism: Varroa destructor (honeybee mite)
Lineage: Eukaryota; Metazoa; Arthropoda; Arachnida; Mesostigmata; Varroidae
Source: RefSeq, a predicted model, not a curated record